This is a messenger RNA of Petromyzon marinus (sea lamprey), 4053 nucleotides long. It is a transcript of the gene WTAP, whose product is annotated as WT1 associated protein. Gene Ontology annotation, biological process: regulation of alternative mRNA splicing, via spliceosome; mRNA modification. The record is from RefSeq and is a predicted model, not a curated record. Gene Ontology annotation, cellular component: nucleus. NCBI's taxonomy places the organism in Eukaryota, Metazoa, Chordata, Hyperoartia, Petromyzontiformes, Petromyzontidae.
CACAGCAAAAUUGUUUUCAUUUAUUCUAUUUUACCUACGUGACUUUACCGAUAAAACCAAAGAGUAUGAAUCCUUGCAGUCACGAAAGCUUCAAAUCUAGAAUUGGAUGCCUUGCAUGUUCAACGUGUGGACAACUCCACGCUCCGUCAGUUUGCGCUCCAUUCCGCGUCGCGGUUCGUGCCUUGCACAGCUUGAUGCGCGCGGUGCUCUGCUCCAUGUUCCUUCACGCUGUGCUCCAUGCCGUGUUUUUUAAAAAAAAAUCUAAUCUUACAUAGCGCAGAUAGCGCGCAAAGUUGCGUCUCACAUUCGCUGAGUAAGAACCAGACACGCUGGAGGGCUUCCAGGCGUGCGUUGAGCCGGCGCCAACACUUUUCCCGAUGCUUUCGGUCAAUUAGCGAGUCCUAACACGUGGGAGGAAACCGGAGCGCCCGGAGUGGACUCACGUAUAUGCGAGGGGGGCGACAUUCAGGAGCGCGUUCCACUAAACUACUGCACGUGUGUAUGCGCUGUGCGUUGAACUUCUUUCGCACCGUACGUAGCCAAAUCGCGCGAAUCGAAACUUGAAGCGGAAUUAAAUGCGUGUCGUCUCAUUGACGAGCGUGUCGAGUUUGUAUUUGCUAAUGUUGCAUGUGCACCAUUGCCAACUCGGCGUGCAUUUAAUAAAUGUUAAAAUUUCCCGUGCGUGAGGAAGCUAGUAAUAAAAAAAUAUACGAACCCACUCGCCUGAGACCUAAAUUCAUUGGUAAAUAUACAAAGCCACCGGCUGAUGCGCGAGUCAACUGCAAAAUACAAACGGUGCCCCCUCUGCCUGCACGCAUGCGAGCCAGUAAAUAUAAACGCGACUCCCCCAUGCCCAAGCAAAUUGGGUAAUGUAAUGGCUCGUGCGUAAGCGAACUGGCAAAUUGUAAAGUAGCCCCGUGGGCGGAUCCGCUGUGGGAAAUCUCGAGGGCGGUGGACCAUGCCCACGCAAACUGGGAAAUGUAAUUACUCGUGCGUAAGCGCAUUGGCAAAUACAAAGCGGCCUUUUAUCCGCUGUGGGAAAUCUCGAGGGCGGUGGACCGCGACCACGUGACGCGCGGCCGUGCUGGUGACGCCGCCGCCAUCUUGAGGCGUCCAGUUCGCGGGAUUUGAGUCGCCGAAGGCUGUCGCGACCCCCCUCGCCGCGUUGUUGAUUCUCGCGGCCACCCCGGGGCUUCGUCUCGGCCGCCCGCACACCUCCAACCGACAGUUGGCCAUGGCAGACGGGGAGCCACCCGCCAAGCGGGUGCGUCUUUCUGACGACGAGUUGCGCGCCAUGUCGAGGGAAGACCUCUUCGUGAGGUGGAAGCAGCAGGAGGGAUACCUCAGGACCCUGGAGUCGAAGCUCGCAGAUCUCAACUCGAGCGACGUGACUGGCCUGCGCGAGUCCGAGGAGCGGCUCAAGCACCAGCAGCAGGAGUCGUUGCGCCGGGAGAACAUCCUGGUGAUGCGUCUCGCCACCAAGGAGCAGGAGAUGCAGGAGUGUGCGACUCAGAUCGCUUCGCUCAAGCAGGGUCAGCUGUCGAGCGCCUCUCACCUGCGCUCCUGUCUCGUGGACCCGGCCGUCAACCUGCUCUUCACCAAAAUGAAGUCUGAGCUGCAGCAGAGCAAAGACAAACUGCAGCAGGCCCACGAUGAACUGAGUGCCUGGAAGUUUACGCCCGAUAGGUAACACACCAAAACGUUUUAAAAAAAAACAAACAAAAACAAAACGAUCGUCUUGCCCCGCAGACUCUUCUGGCGUAAGAGCGGCGGGGGUGGGGGGGGAGGGCGGGUGGUGGUAGCCGCCUCUCCUCCGGUGGCCCCACCCGCGAUGGAGGACCCGGCCGCGCUGGCUCCACCGCCGCCACCUGCAGCGCUCGAGGGUUGUGUUUCUCGUACGAAACGACGGACACACGAACACAGCCGUUGUGUCGCCGGCCUCGGGAGCGCCGGUUCAUCUGUUGACUCGCUUUUUCCUCCCCUCACAGGAAAACGCAGACACGCGACAAAAAACCCCCACGGUUGUGUAUAACGUGUAACUCUGUAGCAUUAAUCUGCCUGUAAAAGCUAUCCCAAACUAUAAUUUUAAUUGACUCUUGGUCGCACCUGCUUUGCUCACCGGCAGUGAAGAACACUUAUCGCAAAGACUGAAAUUUUGAAAGGGCCACUGUGCACACUCAUAGACUCCACAGACUUGUAGCCGUAACGCCUCUAAAGCAGCAGCGGCGGUUGCUGCGUCUCUAGUGCCGCAGAGGAGGAAGCGGAGGUUACUUUCGCCUUUUUUGGCGUGCAAACUGUUAAGCGUCCGCAUUAAAAGGGGCAACAGAAGUAGUCGCGAUCACCUCAAACCCAGCAUCAAGAUCACCACCGAUUCAUUUGUGGCGGCUGAACGCUUAGGCGAGACGUCACACUAAAGCUCCUAAGCGUUCCGCCUUCGAGCACGCCUUCCCGCUCGCUCCACUGACUCUGUCCUGAUUGACUGAACUGUGGGCUCGCGGGCUUAGCUCAGGCAGUCUCGCUUGCCGAUUCCUCCCUGAACGAUUCAACAGGUAUAACGAACGAACGUGCAUUCACCAAAAUUAACAUCAUGACAUCGUUUCCUCUGAAAAUUUCCUGUGGCUCGUGUUGGAUGUACGUGGAGACGGUCUCUUGUGGUUUAAGUUCCUGAAGGUGCAGAUCUAUUUAUGUGUGUGUGGGAAUUUAAGUGGGCAAGGGCUGCACGUUUGACCACUUCAUUUAAAAAUAAUAAUCUCAACGCAUUGUUUAAUGAUAGACUUUGGAUGAGUUAAAUCAACCAGUGGUGCCAAACACCUGUUAAUUGUCCUGAUAAGGUACAUUACCGAUUAAUUUUAUUAACGAGGGUUGCUCACCCGGUUAAAUAAAUGUAAAUGCUGUCUGUAUAAGCAUGGUUGCUCUGAGUUUUGCAAGAGGGAAGUGGUGAAACGUGUAUAUGUGGGCGCUUGUAAGUAGCGAUUUUGAGUCAGUACUAAAUGCUUGCAUUUAUGUAGAUUAAUUUAAGUAUUAUUUUUCUUAAGUUGGCAUGUUUUGUGUUUUUUAUUUCACCUUUUAUUGCAGCUGGAAAACAUCUACCGAGUAAUUGCACUUGUUGAGGGAUUAAUGGUUAAAAAAAACUAAUGAGUCUCAGUUAAAACUGUAAAAAACAUUUUAAAGGAAGUUUUACCAUUCAAGUUGCUAGUGUAACAUGUGAGGGGGAUGUGCAUGUCUUCUGUUUUAAUGGGGAGCGGUGGCACAGUCAUUAGCGCACUACGUUACGAACCCGGCGACCCGAGUUCGAUUCCCACUCGUGACCUAUAACUGUGGUGAAAAUGUGAACUAGUCCUGAGCCUCCCCGAGGUAGACUCGGCCUUAAAUGAGUACCUGGUGUGAAGUGUAAGCAUCAGCACUGGGGAGACGGAGGCGGCCGGGCGUGGUGUUGGCCACCCACCCUCUCGUGCGCCUUGCCGGCCUUUAUAGGUGCUCGCUAAGAGCAAUUGCCCCAACAUUCUGUUAAAGGCUACGUGGGGGAUUUUUGAUGUUUUUGUUCUGUGGCACCGCGUGUUGGCUGUCCAUCGCAAUGUUGAUAAAUGCAGUCACAGUAAUGUCUCCCGUGAAGGCGAUGUAACAUUAUGGUACACACUUGUAAGAUCCUCUCAGUCAUAAUUGACAGCCCAUUGUUGCAAGAUGGUCUCCCCAUGCCAAGUCGGGCAUUGGGGGUUGUGUUCCAUUGUAUGUAAGAUCUACUUUCUAAAGAGUCGCGUAAAUUGGAGCAAGGGGUAGUCAAACUCACGUUAACGUGUUGCGCUGUUUAACCAUCCGUGCUGCAGAGUAUUAACUCGUCCCAUUAAUAUUGUCAAAAGAAAAAGUACGAAUCGUACAAAGUUAAAUCUCCACCUGCUUUUUUUUUUCCUCUAUGCAGGCAGUUAAAACGAAAAUGUUGUCUGGGCUGAAACGCGGCCGUGCUCGAGUUUUAAUUUUGUGACAGGCUGCACCAAGCGCUGACGAUAAACAACCGCUGUGGUCGCCGCGCCAAGGCAUGCAUUGCCCGUCGACUAA